CGAUGGCUAUAUAUAAAAAGCGCGGCACCCACCGGAGCUCUUGCCUGGCCUCAAUCACUUUACUAAGAUAACCCACCACCGGCCGUACCGAAUCGAUAAUGGAGCACCACCAGCGGCUGCUGCAUUUGUCGCCACACCAACACCAAGAACACCUCAUGAUCGGCCAGGGGUUCUUCGACGUUGACCCGAUGCACUUCCACGGCGAGGACGGCGGCUUCGCGGUGGAGCCGGCUGCCGCGGGCGUGGAUGAUGGCGCCUGGAUGGAGGACCUCAUGCAUCUCGGCGACGAGCUGUUCGGCGGUGGAGGUGGAGGUGGAGGUGGCGUCGCCGGGGACGAGAACGACAUGGUGGGCGCUGCUGCUGCUGACCAGGCAUGGCGGCAGGAAUGCGAGGGCGCGUCCCCGGACGACAACCCCUGCAGCUACGACGACGUGAUCAGCCCUGUCUCCGGCGAGCAAGGCCCGGGCUGCGAGCCUAGCCGCGACGACAGCGACCUGUCGGGGACGAGGAAGAGGAGGGACCGCUCCAAGACCAUCGUGUCGGAGCGCAAGCGGAGGUUCCGGAUGAAGGAGAAGCUGUACGAGCUCAGGGCUCUCGUCCCAAACAUCACAAAGAUGGACAAGGCUUCCAUAAUCGCCGACGCAGUGGCGUACGUCAAGAACCUGCAGUCGCACGCCAGAAAGCUCAAGGAGGACGUGGCGACGCUCGAGGCGCGGCCGGGAUUGGCCGGCCGGCGGCAGCAGCAGCAGCAGCAACAGAAGCAGGGACGCCGGCAGGGGCAGCACGGCCGCAACGGCGGCGACGACGAGGGGAACAGCGGCAGCUCCAGAGGAGGCGGCGGCGCGCGGGUGACGCUGGUGAGCGCGGCCCAGGUGGGCGAGGGCCGGUUCUUCGUGACGGUGGAGUGCGAGCGGCGGGACGGCGUGGCGGCGCCUCUCUGCGCGGCCGUCGAGUCCCUGGCCGGCUUCCUGGUGGAGAGCUCCAACCUCGGCUGCUCGUCGGACCGCGUCGUGUCAACUCUCACACUCAAGGUUAGUGAAGCAACGGAGGAGGUGAUGAUCAGCGAUCGCACGGUGAAGCUGUGGGUGAUGGCGGCGCUGCUCAGCGAGGGCUUCCGGCCGGAAGCCACGUCGGAGAUAUGCUAAGCCAGCCAGCCAGCCAGCUGUCGUCGAUCCAUGUGUUGUUAGUAGUGUGGCGUGUGCAUGUCUCCUCCGGUUGUCCCUGUCCGUCCGAUCCGUAUCCGAUGGCUGCUGAAGGGUUCGCAAGACUAGUGAGUGGCCGGGUUGUACCGCUGCUGUGCUUCAGUCGACCAGCGCCGUCGGCCCGCAUGGUUGGUCAAACGGCCGGCAUGUGCGGCGCCGUUAAAUGUCGUAGUAUGAAGCAAUCGACGGUAACAAACGCUUUGGGCGCCUGCGAUGCACUAUGUUUCAACUAUGCCGUGCCAGUGCCAUGAACCGACACUCGUACACAUUCUUGCCCAUGGUAUAUGUGCAGUGCACGCAAGAAGAAUUAGCACAGGCAUAUACUGUACUACUGUACCCAGUUACACACUCACUCACUCUGUAACUCAUUCGCUCGCAUUCAAGCACAUAAACAUCGUUCAAGUACUCGAUCGAGACUGCGACACAGAUUAUAAAGUAGGACUGGAAAGUUCACUUUGGUAGGGACUCAAUAGUAGGGGUAAGCGAUUAAGUAGAUUAUGUCUUUUAUAAUUUUCAUUCAUGUUGUAGCUU
This is a messenger RNA of Hordeum vulgare subsp. vulgare (domesticated barley), 1733 nucleotides long. Its product is annotated as transcription factor BHLH156-like. Bases 99 to 1145 code for a protein of 348 amino acids. Gene Ontology annotation, biological process: regulation of DNA-templated transcription. The record is from RefSeq and is a predicted model, not a curated record. Lineage: Eukaryota; Viridiplantae; Streptophyta; Magnoliopsida; Poales; Poaceae. The transcript has 3 exons. Gene Ontology annotation, molecular function: sequence-specific DNA binding; DNA-binding transcription factor activity; protein dimerization activity. Gene Ontology annotation, cellular component: nucleus.